Messenger RNA from Oncorhynchus tshawytscha (Chinook salmon), 1214 nucleotides. RefSeq names its product adhesion G protein-coupled receptor E2-like. NCBI's taxonomy places the organism in Eukaryota, Metazoa, Chordata, Actinopteri, Salmoniformes, Salmonidae. The record is from RefSeq and is a predicted model, not a curated record. The coding region runs from base 271 to 885 and encodes 204 amino acids. Gene Ontology annotation, molecular function: calcium ion binding. The transcript is spliced from 5 exons.
AGGGAGAGCGGAGAACAAAAUAGUAGUUUUUCCACGAGGCUCACACAGAGAGUUGUCUCGCCAAAGGAGAGGGAAAAUGUCAUUGUCUUUUUCUCCUGUUCAUUUUCUCACCACUUAUCAUACGGAAUAAAAACCUUGUUAAACUGGGAUUUUCUUCAAUCUGAAUUCAGUAAAACAGAUUUAAUCUCAGACUGAUUCUUCUUGUGGGACUAGUUCUAUUAGGAUCCUACUAGUUCUCUGGUGUGGAUAUAAUACCAGUCUGUCUCUGAGAUGGGGUCCAGAACUCUUCUACUUGUUCUGGGUCUUCAUUUCACUCUACUGGGGAACAUAGAGGCCAGAGAUUGCAGCCUGGGCUUCAUUGCCAAAGGGAGACAAUGUGAUGAUAUAGAUGAGUGUAAAGAGUGGGACAGUAACCCACCCUGUGGAAGUAAUGCCACAUGUUACAACACACAGGGGAGCUUCUACUGUCACUGUCUACCUGGGUUCAGAUCCACAACAUCUUUGAAGUUUACUCCUUUUGCUGGGGAGUGUAAGGACCUCAAUGAGUGCCUGGAGAACCCACCGGUUUGUGGCAGCAACACCAUUUGCAUCAACACCAUCGGGAGCUUCAACUGCCAAUGUCAACCUGGGUUCAGAGUUACUUACGCUGGACACUGUGCAGACAUAGAUGAGUGUAAUGAGAUCGCUGGUAUCUGUGGAGUGGGCGGGGACUGCCAGAACCAGAAAGGAAGCUACAGUUGCCUCUGUCACCCUGGAUACAGUAACUACGACAACAAACAGGCUCAGUGCUCAGUACUGACCUGUGACCAGUUCAAAGCGAAUGAGACUCCUGGACAGGUGAGUUUUACAGUACCUGGACCCGAUGAGUCCUUAUACAGCAGCUGAACCGCUAGUCAUAGAAUCUCCAUUAUGGCAUCAUUAUCUUGAAUUGGGAGGUCCAUUCUACUCAUUCUAGAUCUGUAGCUGAACCAUAUUUGAAUAGGGAAGCCUGUUCUACUCAUUCUAGAUCUGUAGCUGAACCAUGUUUGAAUAGAAUAAACAUUAAAAGAACAUGGCAGUGAGUAGUCAGUAAAAUAACUAGAACAUUUAUAGAAUAUGGCAUUAAGCAGGCAGUAAAAUAACUAGAACAUUUAUAGAAUAUGGCAGUGAGCAGUCAGUAAAAUAACUAGAACAUUUAUAGAAUAUGGCAUUAAGCAGGCAGUAAAAUAACCAGA